Messenger RNA from Microdochium trichocladiopsis, 1503 nucleotides. RefSeq names its product retinal dehydrogenase 2. Lineage: Eukaryota; Fungi; Ascomycota; Sordariomycetes; Xylariales; Microdochiaceae. The transcript has 3 exons. The coding region runs from base 1 to 1503 and encodes 500 amino acids. The record is from RefSeq and is a predicted model, not a curated record. Gene Ontology annotation, molecular function: aldehyde dehydrogenase (NAD+) activity.
AUGGCGGACCUCAAGGUCAACCUCACUGCCCCCAAUGGAAAGACAUUCACGCUACCGACAGGUCUCUUCAUCAACAAUGAGUUUGUCAAGGCCGCCUCAGGUGCCAAGGUGACCAGCAUAAACCCCACAAAUGAAGAAGAAAUCUGCUCAGUAGAGGCCGCUGGCCCCGAAGACAUCGACAAGGCCGUCGCUGCUGCACGGGCUGCCCUGAACCACGAGUCGUGGCGGGACAUGCCCGGCAGCGAGAGGGGCCUUCUCAUGUUCCGCCUCGCCGACCUGGUCGAGAAGAACAAGGAAGUCCUCGCCACCAUUGAGACAUGGGACAACGGCAAGCCGUAUGGCGAUGCCCUCAACGGUGAUCUUCAGGAAGUCAUUGACUGUCUUCGCUACUACGCCGGCUGGGCCGAUAAGCUGCACGGCCAGACUAUUCCCACAACACCCCUGAAGUUUGCCUACACGCUGAGACAGCCAAUGGGAGUGUGUGCCCAAAUCAUCCCGUGGAAUUAUCCUCUCGGCAUGGCGGCGUGGAAGCUAGGCCCGGCCUUGGCUUGCGGUAACACAGUCGUGCUCAAGCCCGCUGAACAAACGCCUCUCUCGAUCCUAUACUUUGCGACGCUUCUCGUCGAGGCCGGCUUUCCCCCGGGAGUUGUGAACAUCACGAAUGGGUACGGCAAGGACGCGGGCCAGGCACUUGCCAGCCACCUGGGUGUCGAUAAGAUUGCCUUUACGGGCUCCACCGCGACUGGCAAGCACAUUAUGAAGACGGCGAGUAUUAACAUGAAGGCCGUGACGCUCGAGACCGGCGGCAAGUCGCCUCUCAUCGUCUUCCCGGAGGCCGACAUCGACCAGGCCGCCAAGUGGGCUCACCUCGGCAUCAUGAGCAACAUGGGCCAGAUCUGCACAGCCACCUCGCGCAUCUUGGUCCACGAGUCGAUACACGAUGACUUUAUUGCGAGGUUCAAGGAGGCCAUCAAAUCGACCAGCAAGGUUGGCGACCCUUUUGCAUCCGACACGUAUCAGGGCCCACAGGUGACAAAGGCCCAAUACGACAAGAUCCUAUCGUUUGUCGAGUCUGGCACGUCCGAAGGCGCGACACUGACUUCUGGAGGCAAGCCCUGCCCGCUCAACGGCAAGGGCUACUUUAUCGAGCCCACUAUCUUCACGAAAGUGAAGCCUGACAUGAAGAUUUUCCGUGAGGAGAUCUUUGGGCCUUUUGGCGUGAUCGUGCCCUUCAAGGACGAGGAGGAAGCUAUCCGUAUGGCAAACGAUAGUACAUACGGCCUCGGUGGCGCCGUGUUCAGCCAGAAUAUCGAGCAGGCGCACCGGGUGGCGGCGCGCAUCGAGUCUGGUACUGUAUGGAUCAACUCGUCGCAGGACUCAGACAUUCACGUCCCCUUUGGCGGGUUCAAGCAGAGUGGUCUGGGACGGGAGCUGGGUGAGGCUGGCCUUGCAGCAUACUCGCAGACAAAGGCCGUGCACGUCAACAUGGGUAACAGACUAUGA